CACAAGAAAAUCUUCCCCAUGAUACAUCAUUGACUCGUACACACCUUUGCACACACCGCCCAUAAUCGCCCGAGUUGCUAUAUUGUGCUUCGGCCUAUAUGCAUAGAGAGCUUGCAGACCGUUGGGCACGCGCUCGAUACUUCGGAUAGUUUGUCGACUUUGCACUUGCGGGGUUCACACAUCCUUGUCAGUUUAGAGCCCGCAUCUCGUGGGGUCCUGCAUGAGGGACACGCUCUUCAAAAGUGCUAACAUUCACAGACUUUGUUGAAGUCCUGCUGUUCUUGUUGUUUUAUUGUUCUUCCAUACCGCCACCAUGCACAUCUCCGAGAAGCUUGCCCGAUCGCGGGCUGAAGGGAAGCCGACCUUCUCCUUUGAGUUCUUUCCCCCAAAGACCGCCCAGGGUGUGCAAAACCUCUACGACCGCAUGGACCGCAUGCACGGCUUCGGCCCUCAAUUCAUCGACAUCACCUGGGGCGCAGGUGGCCGCCACUCCAAGUUGACCACCGAGAUGGUCAAGGUCGCCCAGACCGUGUACGGGCUCGAGACACUUAUGCACCUCACGUGUACCGACAUGGAGCGAUCGAAGCUCGACGAAGCCCUCAACGACGCUUACCAGGCUGGCUGCACCAACAUCCUCGCUCUGAGGGGCGAUCCUCCGCGUGAAAGAGAAAAGUGGGAGGCGACUCAGGGCGGUUUCCGCUACGCCAAAGAUCUGGUCAAAUACAUCAAGGACAGAUACGGCAACCAUUUCGACAUUGGUGUGGCGGCAUACGCCGAAGGGUGCGACGACAACGACGACGUUGACCAGCUCAUCGAUCACUUGAAGGAGAAGAUUGACGCAGGCGCUACUUUUGUCGUCACCCAGAUGUUCUACGACACGGACGUCUUCCUUGACUGGGUUGAGAAAGUGCGGGCCAAGGGCAUUGACGUGCCCAUUGUUCCUGGUAUCAUGCCCAUCCACACUCACGCUGCGUUCCUGCGCAGAGCGACUUGGACUCGCUGCAAGGUCCCGGCUAAGUGGACUGAGGCACUGGAACCUAUUAAGAACGACGACGUACAAGUCCGUGAGGUCGGAAGUGAGCUCGUUGCGGAGAUGUGCCGGAGGCUGGUGGACGCGGGCAUCCUCCAUUUGCACUUCUACACCAUGAACCUGGCUCAAGCUACGCGCAUGGUUCUCGAAGAGCUCGAGUUGCUGCCCGACGUCGAAUCCCCUCUGGAGAAGCCACUCCCAUGGCGACCAUCCCUGGGCCUCAACCGCCGUGACGAGAACGUACGUCCGAUCUUCUGGCGCAAUCGCAACCGCUCUUACGUCGCUCGCACACAAGACUGGGACGAGUUUCCUAACGGUCGAUGGGGAGAUUCUCGUUCGCCUGCUUUUGGUGAACUAGAUUCCUACGGAGUCGGUUUGAAGGGUACAAACGAGCAGAACAUCAAGCUCUGGGGCACACCCACCUCAGUCCAGGAUAUCUCAGACCUUUUCGUACGCUACAUGCAAGGCGACCUGGAGUCCUUGCCUUGGAGUGAACAGGCCAUCACCGAGGAGGCCAACGCAAUCCAGCAGAACCUCACUGACUUGAACCGACGUGGUUUCCUGACCAUCAACUCGCAGCCUGCUGUCAACGGCGCUAAGUCGUCUGAUAAAACAUUCGGAUGGGGUCCACGCAACGGUUACGUUUACCAAAAGUCCUACCUCGAGGUUCUCGUCUCUCCAGAAUACAUCGCCGAGAUCAUUACACGCAUUGAGCGCGACCCUGAGUUCACUUACUACGCAGUCAACAAGCACGGCGAUCUCAAGACAAACGCUCCUAACGAGGGACCCAAUGCCGUUACCUGGGGUGUGUUCCCGGGUAAAGAGAUUGUGCAGCCUACUAUCGUCGAGACAGUCAGUUUCCUCGCUUGGAAGGAUGAAUUCUACCGUCUUGGUCAGGACUGGGCCAACUGCCAUCCCAGCAUCAGCCCUGCUAGAUACGUAAUCAGCGAGGUGAUGGACACCUGGUACCUUCUCAACAUCGUCCACAACGAUUUCCACGUCACCAACGGCAUCUUCCCUAUCUUUGACGGCCUGAAGGUCGAGAACAUGGAGAGAAAGCUUGACAGCGGAAUCACCAACGGUCAUGCAGAGGCCAAUGGUACAAACGGCGCUGCAAACGGCGAGAAGCCCGAAGCCCAGAAAGACGAGAAGUCGCUCCUUGAGACGGCGAAGGCAGCUGCCCUUGAGGUCACCAACGGCGUCAAAAACCUCGCCGUCUCCAACUAAACCAACCUUUUAGGUAACUACGAUCUUUCUACAUUCAACACAGCAAGAUCUGCACGUAUAUGGCGUUUGGACUUUCCUAUGUCACGACAUCAUGAUAUCUUUAACUCUAUCAUCGAUGUUUCUCUCGCAUCUCAACAAGCGUAUUCAUAAGUAUGGCGUUCUAUCAUUUCACGGAUUCCGGCGGCGGUCCAGGGGACCAAAAACUAGCACAUGGGAUGUGCAUCACACGCUCAAAAGCAGAUGACAGUAUCUGGAAGGCGUCUAUUCAACCUGACGACCAUAAUGACCGUAAUGGAAGGGGACGGGUGGAGAGGUGGAUGUGUAUGCAAGGCGUGCACAGAGCGGCUGCGAGCUGCGGAGCGAUAUGCGGAGGAAUGGCUUUCUGAGAUACCCGGCCAGUGCCCUCAACGGAGCUGGCCAACCCGAAGCUUUGUGUUAUCGAAAUACUAUUUAUUGUGCGAGCG
Boeremia exigua is the source of this 2721-nucleotide messenger RNA. RefSeq names its product methylenetetrahydrofolate reductase-domain-containing protein. Gene Ontology annotation, biological process: tetrahydrofolate interconversion. The coding region runs from base 314 to 2257 and encodes 647 amino acids. Gene Ontology annotation, cellular component: cytosol. Gene Ontology annotation, molecular function: FAD binding; methylenetetrahydrofolate reductase [NAD(P)H] activity. The record is from RefSeq and is a predicted model, not a curated record. The transcript has 3 exons. NCBI's taxonomy places the organism in Eukaryota, Fungi, Ascomycota, Dothideomycetes, Pleosporales, Didymellaceae.